CUUUCCAUCCAAAAUGCCCCUCACCGUUCCGUGUACUAUGAAUCUGUUCUCUUCUCCACUGUACUACUAUAAUUAGGCAACAAAAAAAAAAACUGCCAUGGAAGAAGCUCUUCUUAUGGCCUCUUGAAGCUGAAACGAGAGCGAAAGGGAAUGAAAGUUUGAAACCCUAACUUCAGAGACGAAGAAGAUGGCCUCUCUUGUUUUCUCUCCCUCUUCGUUUUCUUCGGCUUUGGUUUCCCGUUAUUCUUGGAGCAGUGGAUGUUUCGUCUAUAACGAGUCUCGCCUUCGAAUCUCGCCUCAGAAUGGCGUGAGGUGCGAUUUGGUGGAGCCGUUAAAGUAUUGUAAUGGAAAGCCAAGCAUUCCGGUCCAUAAUGGACAGGCAGUGCCGAAUUUCUUGUCUUCAAGGCACCCUGACAGUAUAAUUAACAAAAGCGAUACCAGGCUGCGUAUUUUCUCUGGCACAGCAAACCCUUCACUUUCUCAGGUAAAUAAUUUGGUUUCGUUUUCUGGUAAUGCUAAUUGAAGUAGAAUUUUGCAU
Macadamia integrifolia is the source of this 538-nucleotide messenger RNA. RefSeq names its product ribose-phosphate pyrophosphokinase 2, chloroplastic-like. Lineage: Eukaryota; Viridiplantae; Streptophyta; Magnoliopsida; Proteales; Proteaceae. The coding region runs from base 188 to 523 and encodes 111 amino acids. The record is from RefSeq and is a predicted model, not a curated record. The transcript has 2 exons.